GUCGAAAAAAAGUUAUUGCUGGAGUCUUCCCUUGCGAAGACGGUGCUCGUUUCGUCUUGACUUCUGCGUUUUCGUCGACUUGUCUGUGCCAGAACAAGACAGACUAUGGGAGAGGAGAACUGGUUCCUAGUCGAAGUGCAGAAAAUGCGGUCGGAGGGUCUGUUGAUGGACGUGACUCUGUGUGCCGAGGGAAAGGAGAUUCCCUGUCACCGUCUGGUUCUGGCUGCCAACAGCGAAUACUUCAAAGUCAUGUUCAAUGGAAGCCACAGCGAGAGCAGGAAGGACAAGAUAGAGAUAGGAGGGGUGAGCGCAGAGGCACUGCAGCUUUUAGUGGACUAUUCCUACACGUCCACAAUCGACGCCUCUAAAAACGUCAAUGCCCUGUUUCAAGCAGCGGACAUGCUGCAGUUUCCGCAAGUCUAUAAGAAAUGCGAAGAGUGUCUGUUGAAACUUGUGAGUGAAGAAACGUGUGUGGAAAUGUGGGUGUUGGCUGACAGGGUGUCGUGUACGCGUUUAGCGGAGAAAGCAAAGAGCUGGGCGAUGAAAUGGUUCGAUAUGCAGUACACAACCAAGGAGCUUCUUCAACUUCCUUUCCACCUACUCAAGACGUACGUCUCAGACGAGCACCUUUUCGCCGAGGAGCAGCAAAUCUUGGAAGCAAUCCUGCUUUGGGCAAGACACGAUCUUAAAGAACGAGAAGGCCACCUAAAGGAGCUGUUGAAGUGUGUCUGCUUCUCAAGUAUAGACAAAGACUACCUCAAGAACUUGAUGAAGGAAGAUGAAGUGUUUGCGAGGGUUCCUGGGAUCAGUUACAUGAUGAGGAGCCAGACUGUCAGUGUGCGCAUGGUACGUCGUGUUAUCCUCGAGAAGAACAUGCUAGUUAUCGGUGGUGUCACAGAAACAACGACGUUGAACGACAAAGUCUACCGACUAAGACCUGAUUCUGAAUGUGUCAAUGCGAAUCCGCUGCCGAAAAAGCUCCGGGAAAGCCAUGGAAUGGCGGCGUGCGCCUUCCACGAUCACGUGAUCGUGACAGGUGGGGACAAGUCCAUGUGGCAGGCAUGGAGGUACAAACCACGUCAGAACUCAUGGGACAGGCUGCCAAACCUUCGGACUGGACGAUACGACCACGGGAUGGCAGUUUUGGGGGGACAGUUGUAUGUGGUUGGUGGUGCCGAGAAUGACACGUACUAUGAUGAAUAUUAUGAAGAUGAAAAUGAUGAUGAUGAAGAUGAUGACGAUGAUGAGUGGGAUGAUGUUGAUGAUGACGAGAAGUGGGUGAUACCUGAUGUCGAGGUAUACGACAAGAAGAGCAACCGUUGGAAACUAACGAAGCAACUACGAGUGGCCGUGAGCAACUUCGCCAUAGCUGCCUGCCGCGGGAAGCUCUAUGUGUUCGGUGGAGAGACUGAUGAGGAAUAUGCGACUAACGCUGUCCAGUGCUUUGACCCUAAGAACAAAAAGUGGUCGUUGGACCUGUGGUUGGCAGAGGCUGUGAGUUGUCUAAGUGCGUGCACAGUUGGCUCCAAGAUCUACCUUGUUGGGGGACCGUUACAGCAGGUGAUGUGCUUCAAUCCGGAGAAAGAGACUCUCGUGUCUCUGGCCCACAGACUGGUGCCGUGGGACUGCUGUAGUGCCACGGUGUGCUGGGGAGAGAUCUAUAUAACCGGUGGCAGGGCAUAUGACGAGACACGCCCAUGGUACAACUCUGAAACCUUGGCCUACGUGCAGUGUUACAACAUAGCCAGUGACAACAUGGUCUUAUGUAAUGACCUGCCAGAGCGACUGUAUGGACACUGCACUGUAACCAUCAAAAAGUAGUUCACAGGCCACACUUUUUGCAAAAACUGUUACUGGGCGUGAAUAUUGUUUCCAAAAUACCUCUGGAGUCUAAAUUGACCUUGACUUGACUUUGUAAGACAUUUGGAGGUGAAAUUGACCUUGAGUUCACCUUGUAAGACCUGGAUAUAAAUUGACCUUACAUUGACCUUGUUGUUUUGACCUUGUAAGACCUG
Branchiostoma belcheri (Belcher's lancelet) is the source of this 2015-nucleotide messenger RNA. RefSeq names its product kelch-like protein 24. Lineage: Eukaryota; Metazoa; Chordata; Leptocardii; Amphioxiformes; Branchiostomatidae. The transcript is spliced from 2 exons. Gene Ontology annotation, molecular function: protein binding. The record is from RefSeq and is a predicted model, not a curated record. The coding region runs from base 106 to 1821 and encodes 571 amino acids.